Molecule: messenger RNA, 1652 nt
Organism: Sabethes cyaneus
Lineage: Eukaryota; Metazoa; Arthropoda; Insecta; Diptera; Culicidae
Gene: wg
Product: protein Wnt-1
Exons: 5
Coding region: 202-1479 (425 amino acids)
Biological process (GO): cell fate commitment; multicellular organism development; canonical Wnt signaling pathway
Cellular component (GO): extracellular region
Molecular function (GO): cytokine activity; frizzled binding
Source: RefSeq, a predicted model, not a curated record
GGAGUCGAGUGUAAUCGGUUGCGUUACGUCAGGUCAGGCUACUGUGAGUGCAUGAAAGCAAAAAAAAACGGGAAAGAUCUUACCCUAAUCGCAUGGUGAAACAACUGCAGAAGUGAGCUAGUUUUAGUUUUGUUUUUAGUUUUGGUGUGCAACUUACUAAAGUACAGAAAAGUUCGAUAAAGAGCGAGUCAAGUUGCAAGGAUGGAACUGGUGACAUUUGUUCUUGUUUGCCUGAUGGCGGUCAGUGCUAAUGGAGAGGUAGAAAGUAAGAGUAAACCCGGUCGAGGACGAGGAUCCAUGUGGUGGGGGAUCGCCAAAGCGGGUGAGCCGAACAACAUUUCACCCCUGGCCAACGGGAUGAUCUACAUGGAUCCGGCGAUUCACGCUACACUGAGGAGGAAACAGCGACGGCUGGCUCGGGAGAACCCCGGCGUGCUGGCUGCGAUUGCCAAAGGAGCCAAUAUGGCGAUCAACGAGUGUCAGCAUCAGUUCCGCAACCGGAGGUGGAACUGUUCAACGAGAAACUUCCUGCGUGGCAAGAAUCUGUUCGGAAAGAUCGUGGAACGAGGAUGUAGAGAGACGGCCUUCAUUUACGCGAUCACCAGUGCAGCGGUGACGCACAGCAUCGCCAGGGCUUGCAGUGAGGGUUCGAUCGAGUCAUGCACUUGUGACUACUCGCACCAAAGCAGGGCCCCGCAGGCUAACAGCAUGGGAGCGGUGGCGGGCGUGCGGGAUUGGGAGUGGGGUGGCUGCAGUGACAACAUCGGAUUCGGGUUCAAAUUCUCGCGGGAAUUCGUGGACACUGGAGAGCGUGGCCGAACGCUACGUGAGAAGAUGAACCUUCACAACAACGAAGCCGGACGAGCGCACGUUCAAUCGGAGAUGCGGCAGGAAUGCAAGUGCCACGGGAUGUCCGGCUCGUGCACCGUCAAAACUUGCUGGAUGCGAUUGCCGAGCUUCCGAGUCGUGGGCGAUCUACUUAAGGAUCGAUUUGAUGGCGCCUCGCGGGUUAUGGUUUCCAACAGCCUGCGAUCGACGGUGAACGAGGCUACCAUUUCGAACCGAGCGAACCCGAACGGGCUGAAAAAUCCCAACCAGGUCGGUUCCAGCCCGAACAGUGUUUCGAGUAAUUCAAUCCACGCGAGAAGUCAUCAGCAGAAGAAAAUCAAUCGAUACAACUUCCAGCUGAAACCUCACAAUCCGGAUCACAAACCACCCGGUGCGAAGGAUCUGGUAUAUCUCGAAACGUCGCCUGGAUUUUGCGAGCGAAAUCCGCGUCUAGGCAUUCAGGGAACGCACGGUCGUCAGUGCAACGAUACGUCAAUAGGCGUUGACGGAUGCGAUCUGAUGUGCUGCGGUCGGGGCUACCGAACCCAGGAGGUCAUCGUGGUGGAACGGUGUGCCUGUACCUUCCACUGGUGCUGCGAGGUAAAGUGUAAGCUUUGUCGGACCAAGAAGAUUAUUCACACAUGUCUGUGAGGAGAUAGCAGGGUAGCAACCACAGUCGAGUCAUGAAGAAAACGUUCGCUUAUGCUUUUUUCCAUGCGUUUUCUCCGUCAUCAUCAUCGUCGUCGUCGUCGUCGUCGUUGGAUCGUGUUUGCUUUUUUGCGUUGAUCUCUGAAUCAUAAUCCUGCUGUGGAGUUUGAGCUAAA